Molecule: messenger RNA, 563 nt
Organism: Vitis riparia (riverbank grape)
Lineage: Eukaryota; Viridiplantae; Streptophyta; Magnoliopsida; Vitales; Vitaceae
Product: calcium-binding protein PBP1-like
Exons: 2
Coding region: 63-398 (111 amino acids)
Molecular function (GO): calcium ion binding
Source: RefSeq, a predicted model, not a curated record
UUCCUAGAAGGAAGCUCACACUGGAAAGGAAUCUUUGUUUUCAGGUGGAAAUAUUGCUAGAAAUGGAGGUUGAUGAGGGUGGAGUGCAGUUUGAGGAUUACUUCCCUUCCAUGAUGGAGGGUUUGGGAGCUGAGGGCUUCAUCUUGGAGCUCUGCAACGGGUUUCACUUGCUGAUGGAUGUGGAAAAAGGGCUGAUCACUUUGGAGAGCUUGAGGAGGAGCACCAUAGAGUUAGGGUUGCAGGAGAUGGGAGAUGAUGAGCUUGUGUGGAUGCUGAGUGAGGGAGAUUUGGAUGGAGAUGGGGCUCUCAAUCAGACCGAGUUUUGCAUUCUCAUGCUGAGAUUGAGUCCGGGGUUGAUGGAGGGACCCAAGCAGUGGGUGGAGGAGAUGUGUACAUGAGUGAGAUCAUAAAACCCUAGCUAGGGUUUUAGCUUAGCUAUAUAUGUGGUCAUGGUUUCUUUCUUUCAUAUAUUUGGAUGUCAUCCUCUUUGCUGUAUGGUGUUGUUACUGGAUAAGACAAUAUAUCACGGUAGAGCUAAUUGGAUUUUUCUUUUCUAGCAAUUA